Molecule: messenger RNA, 906 nt
Organism: Saccoglossus kowalevskii
Lineage: Eukaryota; Metazoa; Hemichordata; Enteropneusta; Harrimaniidae
Product: alpha-tocopherol transfer protein-like
Cellular component (GO): membrane
Molecular function (GO): phosphatidylinositol bisphosphate binding
Source: RefSeq, a predicted model, not a curated record
AUGGCAGCGCAAGUGCCUACUUAUGAGUGCACAUUGAGUCCAGAACUACAGGAAAAGGCAAGACUCGAACUGAACGAAUCCCCUGAGACACGUGACGCUGGUCUGAAAACACUAUUUGAUAUGAUUACAUCACGGGAUGACAUCAGGUGUCCAAUUGAUGCGGUUUUCCUUCUGUGUUUCCUUCGAGCUCGCAAGUUUAACAUUAAAAGGACUUUCAAAUUGCUGGAACGUUGGUGUAAAAUGAGAUCUGAAUUGGUGGAAAUCUUUGGAAAUUACAAACCGUCAAGCGUGAUGGGAUUAAUAGAAAGCGGGGUGUUUGUCAUACUCCCAUCAGCUGAUCCAGAAGGAAGACCCGUUGCCAUAGAUCGUCCAGGUAAAUGGGACGUAACAAAGUACACAGCGUGGGAUUUUGUGAAAGUUGAAAUGAUGAUGUGUGACCUGCAAUUGUGGAAUGAAGAAACUCAGAUAAAUGGGUUCGUGGAUAUAUUCGAUAUGGAAGGAUUCGGACUUCAUCACAUGACACAAUUUGGACCUCGUUUUGUGAUAAAAACAACUCCUCUGAUGAACGAGGAUACUCUGCCCCUACGAAUAAAGGGUAUACAUGUUGUUAAGGAAUCGGGUCUGUUCGACGGCUUGUAUAAAUUAUUCAAACCUUUCUUGAAAGACAAAAUCAAAAAAAGGUUGCGUGUUCAUGGUAAAGAUAUAACAAAUCUACACAGCGUUUUACCCACGUCUAUUCUGCCUCCUGAGUACGGUGGAUCAUACAGUGCUGGUAUCGAUGACAUUGUCAGGGACUGGGCACAGCAACUCGGGGACAAAGAAGAGUUUUUCAUUUCAAUGGAAAGAUAUGGUCUCAAAAAAACUAAAAAGAAUAAAAAAGGAGCUGCCGGCGGGGCUUGUUCAUAG